AUGAGCGAUAGCAUGAAAAACAUGGCGUCGACGGCUUCCGCAUCCCGCGGUUCAAGUUCAUCCUCCAAUGGACUCCUCACCGUCACCAUUGCCAACACCAGCCCUCGCCGCGCCCUCGCUUCUGAUGACAAUGACGACGAAGACGAACUCCUCAUUGAUCCCGACGAUCCUUUCGACGUUACUCAAACCAAAAAUGCUCCUCCCGAAACCCUCAAACGUUGGCGACAAGCUGCAUUUGUGCUCAAUGCCUCAAGGCGUUUUCGAUAUACUCUUGACUUGAAAAAGGAAGAGGAAAAAGAGCAUAAGAAAAGCAUGAUUCGAGCUCAUGCCCAAGUCAUCAGAGCAGCUUUGCUUUUCAGAUUGGCCGGUGAACGUCAACUAGUGACAGGUACAACAGUGGCAUCCAUAACUCCAGGUGGUGACUAUACAGUUGGACUUGAACAACUUGUUUCAAUGUCCAAGAAUCAAAAUAUUUCGGCUUUACAACAAUAUGGAGGGGUUAAAGGCUUAUCAGAUUUUCUAAAAUCAGAUCUAGAGAAAGGGAUUAGUGGAAAUGACGAUGAUCUAUCAAAAAGGAAAACUGCAUUUGGAACUAAUACAUACCCUCGGAAAAAGGGUAAAGGUUUAUGGAGGUUCCUAUGGGAAGCUUGGCAAGAUCUGACCCUUAUAAUAUUGAUUAUAGCAGCUGCAGUGUCAUUAGUGCUUGGAAUAAAAACAGAGGGAUUGGAAGAAGGAUGGUAUGAUGGAGGAAGCAUUGCUUUUGCAGUUAUACUUGUCAUUGUAGUUACAGCUGUCAGUGAUUAUCGACAAUCUUUGCAGUUUCAGAACUUGAAUGCAGAAAAACAAAAUAUACAAUUGGAGGCCAUGAGAGGUGGUAGAAUAAUAAAGAUAUCGAUAUUUGAAAUUGUUGUUGGUGAUGUACUGCCCCUUAAAAUAGGAGAUCAGGUUCCUGCUGAUGGGGUUUUAAUUACUGGUCACUCACUUGCCAUUGAUGAAUCCAGUAUGACUGGGGAAAGCAAGAUUGUUCACAAGGAUCAAAAAGCACCAUUUUUAAUGUCGGGUUGCAAAGUAGCAGAUGGAGUUGGUUCUAUGCUGGUAACUAGUGUUGGUAUAAAUACUGAGUGGGGAUUGUUGAUGGCAACUAUCUCAGAAGAUACCGGAGAAGAGACUCCCUUACAGGUACGGUUGAAUGGAGUAGCAACUUUUAUUGGUAUUGUUGGGCUUACUGUAGCUGCAGCUGUUCUUGCAGUCCUCUUGGGAAGAUACUUUACUGGCCACACGAAAGAUUUAGAUGGAAAAGUGCAAUUUGUUGCUGGAGAGACUAAAAUCAGUGAUGCUGUUGACGCAUGCAUCAAAAUUUUUACCAUUGCAGUAACAAUUGUGGUUGUUGCAGUGCCAGAAGGUCUACCUUUAGCAGUUACCUUAACCCUGGCAUACUCUAUGCGGAAGAUGAUGGCAGACAAAGCCUUGGUGCGAAGGCUGUCAGCUUGCGAAACUAUGGGUUCUGCUACGACAAUUUGCAGUGAUAAAACUGGAACCUUGACCUUAAACCAGAUGACUGUAGUUGAGACAUAUGUUGGGAGGAAUAAAUUAAAUCCACCAGAUGACUCAUCAAAAUUGCAUCCAGAAGUUUUAUCUUUGAUAAAUGAAGGCAUAGCGCAAAACACAACUGGCAAUAUUUUCGUUCCUAAGGAUGGUGGAGAGACAGAGGUUUCAGGAUCUCCUACAGAGAAGGCAAUUCUAUCUUGGGCUACGAAGUUGGGAAUGAAUUUUGAACUUAUAAGAUCAAGUUCAAAGGUUCUCCACGUCUUCCCUUUUAAUUCUGAGAAGAAGCGAGGUGGCGUUGCUGUGAAACGGGCGGACUCUGGAGUGCAUAUACAUUGGAAAGGAGCUGCUGAGAUAGUUCUAGGAACGUGUACCCAAUAUAUUGAUUCAAAUGGUCACCCGCAAUCUAUUGAAGAAGAGAAGGCAUUCUUCAAGAACGCAAUUGAUGACAUGGCUACUCAGAGCUUGCGCUGCGUUGCUAUUGCAUACAGAUCAUACGAAUUGGACAAAAUUCCAUCCAAGGAGGAGGAUUUAGACCAAUGGACCUUACCCGAACACGAGCUUGUAUUACUUGCUAUUGUUGGAAUAAAGGAUCCUUGUCGCCCUGGAGUCAAAGAUGCUGUAAGAUUAUGUACUGAGGCUGGUGUUAAGGUACGCAUGGUUACUGGGGACAAUCUUCAAACAGCAAAAGCAAUAGCUUUAGAGUGCGGAAUACUGGUUUCACUUGAAGAUGCCGUUGAGCCAAAUAUAAUUGAAGGAAAGACAUUCCGUCAACUAUCUGAAAUGGAAAGGGAACAAGUUGCUAAGAAAAUAACUGUGAUGGGAAGAUCAUCUCCAAAUGACAAGCUUUUGCUCGUGCAAGCACUGCGCAAAGAAGGUGAAGUUGUUGCUGUCACAGGAGAUGGCACUAAUGAUGCUCCUGCUCUUCAUGAGGCAGAUAUUGGUCUUUCUAUGGGCAUCCAAGGAACUGAAGUAGCAAAAGAAAGCUCGGAUAUUAUAAUCCUGGAUGAUAACUUUGCAUCAGUAGUAAAGGUUGUUCGCUGGGGACGUUCUGUUUAUGCAAAUAUUCAGAAAUUUAUACAGUUCCAGCUCACUGUAAACGUUGCUGCACUUUUUAUAAAUGUGGUGGCAGCAGUAUCUUCUGGUGAAGUUCCUUUAAACGCAGUACAGCUUUUGUGGGUCAACCUUAUUAUGGACACACUUGGUGCUCUUGCUCUGGCUACUGAACCACCGACUGACAGUCUUAUGAACAGAUCACCAGUAGGCCGAAGGGAACCUCUUAUAACAAAUGUCAUGUGGAGGAACUUGUUUGUACAGGCUCUCUAUCAAGUGAUUGUUCUUCUGGUUCUUAACUUUGGUGGUGAAAGUAUUCUACGUCAAGAUACUAGGACACAUACCUUAGAAGUGAAGAAUACUAUAAUUUUCAACACAUUCGUCAUGUGCCAAAUAUUCAAUGAAUUCAAUGCUCGGAAGCCAGAAGGAAUGAAUGUCUUCAAGGGAGUGACUAAGAACCGUCUGUUUGUGGGAAUUGUUGGAGUAACCUUUAUACUUCAGAUAAUCAUCAUCGAGUUCCUUGGGAAGUUCACAACGACAGUGAGACUUAAUUGGAAGCAGUGGCUUUCUUGUGUUUGUAUUGGGCUGUUCAGCUGGCCACUUGCAAUAAUUGGAAAAUUAAUUCCAGUUUCCAAAACACCUUUGUCACGAAGUGUUGUCAAGGCAUUUAGGCGCUUGAAGAAGACCCGGACUCAAUAA
Molecule: messenger RNA, 3297 nt
Organism: Lathyrus sativus (Indian pea)
Lineage: Eukaryota; Viridiplantae; Streptophyta; Magnoliopsida; Fabales; Fabaceae
Source: the annotation of a GenBank genome assembly